Messenger RNA from Cucurbita pepo subsp. pepo (vegetable marrow), 1626 nucleotides. RefSeq names its product putative cyclin-A3-1. NCBI's taxonomy places the organism in Eukaryota, Viridiplantae, Streptophyta, Magnoliopsida, Cucurbitales, Cucurbitaceae. Gene Ontology annotation, molecular function: cyclin-dependent protein serine/threonine kinase regulator activity. Gene Ontology annotation, biological process: mitotic cell cycle phase transition. The record is from RefSeq and is a predicted model, not a curated record.
UCUUCGUACCGCCAAAUCCAUUUUUCUGCGUUUUCACUUUCAAAUCCUCUCCCAAAAAAUGGCGGUCUUCUUGUUCCUCGAUUCUUUUCCCCUCCCUACAAAGUCCCCCCCUCACACCUCCUUCUCCAUCUCACCCUUCGCUCCUUCCAUCUCUCUCGAUUUCCUUUCCAAUUUCCGAUCCAGUGAAAGGUCGAUUGAGUUCAGGAUCAAAUGGCUGAGACUCAGAACUCUGUCCGUGUUACUCGUGCUUCCAAGAAGAGAGCUGCCAUGGCUUCCAUGCCCGAGGAUCAACCCGUCACUAAAAAGCGGGUGGUUCUUGGAGAGCUUUCGAAUAUUCAGAACGUUACUGGCUCACUGCCGCAGAAGAGAAGGGCCAAAUCUCAGAUUACCAAAUGCAAGCCUAAAAAGAGAUGUAAGGUUGGUGUUGCUCCGACGAUCAAGACGGUUGUUGUUGAAGAUAAUGAACCGACGUUGAGUAUUGAUGAUAUCUUGGACGAUCCUGAGAUGAAGGGGCCUUAUUCAUCGGAUAUCUAUUCUUAUCUUCGCAAAAUGGAGGCGGAACCGAAAAGAAGGCCGAUUCCUAAUUACAUAGAGAAGAUCCAGACGGAUGUAAGUGCCAAUAUGAGAGGGGUUUUGGUUGAUUGGAUGGUUGAGGUUGCUGAGGAAUACAAACUCGGCCCCGAUUCUCUGUAUCUAUCCAUCUCUUACAUCGAUAGAUACCUAUCAAUGAACAUCCUCAGUAGGCAAAGGCUUCAAUUGUUGGGCGUAUCUUCAAUGCUGAUCGCCUCGAAGUAUGAAGAGAUCACUCCUCCACAUGUGGAAGAUUUCUGCUACAUAACAGAUAAUACUUACAGAAGGGAUGAGGUUGUGAAAAUGGAGGCUGAUAUACUUAAGUCUUUGAACUUUGAAAUGGGAAAUCCUACUGCCAAGACAUUCUUAAGGAGGUUCACUAAUAUUGCUCAAGAAGAUUUCAAAACACCAAGUCUGCAAUUGGAAUUCCUGGGUCAUUACCUUGCUGAGCUUAGCCUACUGGACUAUAAUUUUGUUAAGUUCUUGCCUUCUUUGGUUGCUGCUUCAGCUGUGUUUCUUGCAAAAUUCAUCAUGCGCCCAAAGCUGCAUCCUUGGGGUUCAAACAUACAACAAUACACAGGCUACAAGCCAGCUGAUUUGAGGUCGUCUGUGCUUUUGUUACAUGAUUUGUACAUGGCCAGAAGAGGAGGGUCUCUGAUUGCUGUGAGAGAGAAAUACAAGUUGCAUAUGUUCAAAUGUGUUGCAAUGAUGCCUUCACCCCCUGAGAUACCGUUUUCCUAUUUUGAAGAAGCUUAGAUUGACACAAGGGUCUUUGAUCUAGUUUACUUGCUAAUUUAGUUGACUAGAGAGGAUCGGAUUGGAUAUCUUGGUGUCUAAUGAAGACAUGAUUUUAACACUCUGCUAUUUGGGAAGAAAAUUUGGGUUCAGCUCUCAACCAGACUGGUGAUUUUGGUACCUCAAAGAUUAGGGUCUAUGUUCAUAUUAGUUGAAAUAUGUUUAUUAUUUUGACCAGUUGGCCAUUUUGUACUCCUUUGUACCUGUAAAUUGGAAGUUACUACCAUAUGAAUAACAGAAAAGAUUGCAUCCAUGGCCUUC